This is a messenger RNA of Periconia digitata, 1115 nucleotides long. The record is from the annotation of a GenBank genome assembly. Lineage: Eukaryota; Fungi; Ascomycota; Dothideomycetes; Pleosporales; Periconiaceae.
GUACUAAUCUGUUCUCGUGCGCAUCUUUCCAUUUGCCGUUGUUGGACAAUUCACGACCUGGACGCUUGGACGACAGGUGAUGAUUUGCCGAGGUCCUUCGUCGGCUCCUCCUAGCAUUUAGCAUCCACCCAUAGCAUCAUUAUCACAAGCUUGCAUUCUCCGCUCAUCCACCGCGACAUCAAUCACACCAAAGUCUCACAUUGACUCCACAUCUCCCUUUCCCACACUCCUUUCCCUCACAGCUUCUCUCAUCCACCUCCACACCAGCCGUUGUGUUCUGGACUCGCGAAUCAACCAUCUCCGAGUUGUGACCGUCAUCAACUUCGGAUCUGGAUCAAUCCCCAUCAAGACUUUUACUCGCUUUACUUUCCGGCAACACCAGUCCAACAGAAAUAAUGGUUGCUGACGCUCUCGUAUACCACCCGUCGGUGGCGCAUUACCUCAAGUUCGUCGCGACAACAGUCGGCCGCGAUAAGGUCCUCCGUACCCUUCAAUACUUCUCGCGCUUCCUUGCAUGGUACCUCUACCGCACCAAUCACCCCACCUCGUCCAUCUCUCCCUUUGAGACCACAAAGAAGCAAUUCGGCCUAACCCGCAAACUCAUGCGCGUUGGCAAAUUCGUCGAGCACUUCAAAGCCGCGGCGGUUGCCUCCGACGCCAAAUCCCUCGAUCCCGUUCUACGCUACACUGCCGUGGGCCGCCAGCUCGGGUAUGCCGGCUACAUGCUGUGCGACAACGCCGUUGUCCUCGACGCCACGGGGAUUCGCAAGUUCGCUGCCUCCCAGCGCGUGCUCAAAGAAGGGUACCGCUUCUGGUUUGCGGGUAUCUCGUGCUCGGUCGCGAGUGGGCUGUACGCAUUGUACAAGCUUCGGGAGCGGGGAGUUGCGCUUGCGCAAGAGGAAGGAGAGAAGGGCAAGGCCGAGGGUGUCGUAGAGCGCAAGAAGAUUGAGAAAGAGGCCAAUGCUUUGAGGGUUCAGCUUGUUAGCGAUUUGUGCGAUCUUACCAUCCCUGCGAGUGCUUUGGGCUGGGCCAAUCUGGAUGACGGCGUUGUAGGGCUGGCGGGUACGGUCAGUUCGUUGUUAGGAGUGUAUUCUCAGUGGAAGAAGACAGCGUAG